Molecule: messenger RNA, 636 nt
Organism: Bathycoccus prasinos
Lineage: Eukaryota; Viridiplantae; Chlorophyta; Mamiellophyceae; Mamiellales; Bathycoccaceae
Exons: 1
Coding region: 1-636 (211 amino acids)
Source: RefSeq, a predicted model, not a curated record
AUGAAAGGUUUGACGUAUACCAUCGCGGAUAAACUGUACGUCUCUCUCACGAACGAGUGCCAGAAAAACCUCGUCAAGACGUUGAUGGAAACUCGCGGCCCUCAAUUUAAAUUCUCGUUACCAAAGUUGGAGAGAAACCCAUCCGUGGAGGAGGUGUGCGUGGCGAUCGACGCGCACUAUUCGCGCGCGAAAAUCGUCGGCAUGGGGGAAAACGACAGCGGCGUCACCUUCGCCGGCAUCGGCGACCCCUUGACGCGACUCGAUGCGCUCGAACAUAUCGUCCAUAAAAUUCGAGAGAAAAGACACGGGGUUGUUUUACGCGUGAUGACGAACGGUCUGUACGACGUCCAGACGGCACGACGCGCGGCGGAUUUGAAGUUGGAGACGUACACGGUCAGUUUGACGAGUGGAGAACCGGAACAGUGGAAACGGUUGACGCUGCGGGACGACGUCAAUGACGAUGCAGAUUUUUUCUCGCUUUCUGAUUGGUGCGCGUUCGUGGACGCUUUAGCGCAGAGCGGGAGGAAAGUUGAAGUGACGACGCCGGUCGCGCCUGGUGUGGACGUGAAUCUGGCGAGGGAGUUAGCGAUGAGUCUCGGCGCGGUGGAGUUCCGGACGAGAGAGUAUUUCCCGUGA